This is a messenger RNA of Quercus lobata, 1723 nucleotides long. Its product is annotated as putative pentatricopeptide repeat-containing protein At3g11460, mitochondrial. The coding region runs from base 68 to 1051 and encodes 327 amino acids. The transcript is spliced from 3 exons. Gene Ontology annotation, biological process: RNA modification. The record is from RefSeq and is a predicted model, not a curated record. NCBI's taxonomy places the organism in Eukaryota, Viridiplantae, Streptophyta, Magnoliopsida, Fagales, Fagaceae. Gene Ontology annotation, molecular function: RNA binding; protein binding.
UCUUGUUGAAGUUUAGAACUAUUUGCAGCUAAUAAGAAAUAAUACUAAUCCCUAGAAGAUCUCUGUUAUGUUAUUGCAUGCGUUGCUCUUAGAAGUAAGAGUUAACAUGGCAUCCACUCGUGACAUCGUACCCUUGUACGCAACACUCCUCGACGCUUGCUCUUCCACCAAAAACCUCCAAAAUCUCAAACGUCUUCACGCCCGAACAAUUAGACUCGGCAUUUCACCUCACGACUUCAUCCGAACUAAGCUCAUCUCCUCCUACGCCUCCUGUGCCCAACUUCACCAAGCUAACCUUCUUUUCUCCUUUGCCACUCGCCGACCCACUUACCUUUUCAACACUCUCAUCAGAGCCUACUCAUCUCUCAGUCUCUUCUCUCACUCUCUCUCCCUUUUUCGCCAAAUGCUCCUUGCUGCCAAACCCAUUGACCGCCACACCUUGCCCGUUGUGCUUAAAUCGUGCGCCGGGUUAUCGGCUCUACGGCUUGGCCGGCAAGUCCACAAUGCGGUUUUGGUUAAUGGGUUUACCUUAGAUUUGGGAAAUUCGAACGCGUUGAUAACAAUGUAUGUUAAGUGUGGUGAUUUGGAAAAUGGGCGUAAGGUGUUUGAUGGAAUGCCUGUGAGGAAUGAGAUUUCUUGGUCAGCGAUGAUGGCAGGGUAUGGGAUGCAUGGGUUGUUUAGUGAAGUGUUUGGGUUGUUUGAUAGAAUGUUGGAGGCUAAUGAGAGGCCGGAUGGCGUGACUUUUACGACGGUACUGACAGCAUGUAGUCAUGGUGGUUUGACAGACAGAGGGAGGGAGUAUUUCAAGAUGAUGCAGGGGAGGUUUGGGGUUAAACCAGGGCUGGAGCACUAUACGUGUAUGGUGGAUAUGUUGGGGAGGGUAGGCCAGGUGGAGGAAGCGGAAAAGUUGAUUUUUGGAAUGGAGAUAGAGCCUGAUGAAGCUCUUUGGGCCGCAUUGUUGGCUGCUUGUAGAAUUCAUGGGAAGCUGGAGGUGGCUGAGAGGGUGGCAGAGAAGGUUUAUGGGAAGCAAUUGAGUGUAGAAUCUUUGUGAAUCAUUUUCCUGCAUGGACUUAAGAUUGUUGCUUGAAUGAGUUCUAUAGUUCAAGAAGCUAUGUUGGGGAAGACAUUUUGACUUCUUGGAUCACCAUGAAAAUUGAAAGUCAUUUCUGGAGCUGAAGCAUUUAGCAAGCGAACAGAUAAGAGUGCUCAUUUCACCUUUGCCAGCUUCUUCUUUUGAGAAAUACCUUUUGGUGGCAACUCAUGGAAAUGCCAUAUCAAAGUAUACCAUAAAUUCUUUGGUUUCUUUGCUCUUCCUUUGCAUGGUUUAAGUGUUUCUUGAUGACCUUGCUAUCAAUAUUUAAGUGAUAUUGAUCGGUGAGGGAUGAUAAGAACACGCUACAAGUUGUUACAUUGACCAGAAGAUAAAAGGGGUUGGUAUUUCAUGAGUGGUAGAAGAGCUGAACUGAAGCUACUAUUAAAAUGUCCAAAAUUGGGGAAAGGAGCCGUUCGGAUAGUUUGGCCAACAAAUAGAGAUCAUUAUACUUUUCAAGAAUAUAUUCAUAAAUUUUAAGACUAUGACGAUGUAUUGGCUUUCAUUCACCUUCACAUUCAGGCUUCAUUAUGAUUGGUUCCCUCAUGGCAGUUAUCGCCAGCCACAAAUUCGUGAAUGCUACAAUCAAUUUCAAUUGAACUAGAUCCCGGUUUCUUUUGUAUUCCACGGGCC